Molecule: messenger RNA, 1373 nt
Organism: Columba livia (rock pigeon)
Lineage: Eukaryota; Metazoa; Chordata; Aves; Columbiformes; Columbidae
Gene: RNASEH2A
Product: ribonuclease H2 subunit A
Biological process (GO): DNA replication, removal of RNA primer; mismatch repair
Cellular component (GO): ribonuclease H2 complex
Molecular function (GO): RNA-DNA hybrid ribonuclease activity; RNA binding
Source: RefSeq, a predicted model, not a curated record
CGCUGACGCCACCAUGCCCAUAUAUGGGCCGACGCUGCCGUUCCGGGAACCCCCCGCGUUCCCGCCGCCCCCCCCCCCCCCCCGCGCGGCGGCGCUUCCCGGAAACCGCGGGGGGGCGGGGGUCGCGUCUUCCGGGUCCCCCCGCACCCCCCCCCCCCCCAGGGGACCGCGCGCCGGCCCCUUAAAGCGCUGCCCAUUUCAAACAGCGCCCCUUAAAGCCCCGCCCACCGACCCCGCCCACACAAGUAACCCCGCCCACCAGAAGCUCCGCCCCUGGAAAGUCACGCCCACCAGAAAGCCUUCGGGUCCCGCCCCUCGGAAGCCCCGCCCCCGGAAGCUCCGCAUGGCGCUGGAGCGGCUGGAGCGGGACCCCGCGUCCGUGGGCCGGUUCGGGUCCCCGGUGCCGCCGCUGUGCCGGAGCCGGCCCUGCGCGCUCGGCGUGGACGAGGCGGGGCGGGGCCCGGUGCUGGGCCCGAUGGUUUACGCCAUGUGCUACUGCCCCCUGGAGGCCGUGGAGGAGCUGCGCGCGCUGGGCGUGGCAGACUCGAAGACGCUGUCGGAGCCCGAGCGCGAGCGCCGCUUCUCGCGGCUGGAGGCGGCGGAGACGGUGGGGUGGGGGCUGCACCUGCUGCCCCCCGAGCGCAUCUCGGCCUGCAUGCUGCAGCGGGCCAAGUUCAAUCUCAACGAGCUGUCCCAGGAUGCGGCCGCCGGGCUGAUCCAGUUCGCGCUGGACGGGGGGGUCAACGUGGCGGAGGUGUUCGUGGACACCGUGGGUCCCGCUGACAAGUACGCGGCGAAGCUGCGGCGCCUUCCCGGUUUGGGGGUCACCGUGCGCCCCAAAGCCGACGGCACCUUCGCCGUGGUCAGCGCGGCCAGCAUCUGCGCCAAGGUCGCCCGCGAUCGCGCCGUCGCCCAUUGGCGCUUCCCCGAGGACCCCGACAUGGCCCGCGACUACGGGUCGGGGUACCCCAAUGACCCGCAGACCCGCGCGUGGCUGCGCCGGCAGCUCCAGCCCGUGUUCGGGUUCCCGCGGUUCGUGCGGUUCAGCUGGGGGACGGCGAGGGAGCUGCUGCGGGAGCGCGGGGUGACGGUGACCUGGCCCCCGCGGCCGCCCCCGCCCCCCCCCGCGCUGCUCUCCCCGUACUUCCGGGGCCCCCCCCGCGCCCCCCGCGCCCCCCACCGGUUCUUCCAGGAGCGGAGCCUGCGGAGCCUGAGCGACCUGUGACCCCGGAAACGGGACCCCCCGGAAACGGGGACCCCCCCGGAAACGGGACCCCCCCUGGAAACGGGGACCACCCCCCACCCCGAAACGGGGACCCCCCGACCCCCCCCGGCCCGGGACCCCAAUAAAGCCAAAAGCUCCUUUUGUUUAA